GUAGCAGCCCUAGUCAAUUAGCUAGAACACAUUCAGAGUCUGAAGUUUACUUAUUUGACUUUAUCACUGAGGCAACAAAGUUAAUGUAGCUAACAAGCAAUUAGUGUCAGUUAGCAUGGUGCUAACAUUCUUAGACCACGAGAAGGUGUUCAGUCAUCGCUAAUAGAGUUCAUAAUGUGGUUUCUAACACAGGUUACUCGCUGUUAUCAGUAAGCAGGCAAUAAAGUUUACUAACCAAGCCUGAACAAUUCCAUUUCUUGUUCAAUCUUACAGUAAAACAGUGUGUUUUAGCUUUUUAUGUCCAAAUUUAGGCUAAAGGAGCUAGCAUCACACUGACCAUGUUCUUACUAAAUUUGGGUGAAAGCAGGGAAAAUUGGACUUUUUAUUUUGGCUAAACUAUCACUUUAAGGUGCUAGAGUUUGUAGUUUGUGUCGGUGGAGCUCUGACGAACAGGUCGGCUUGUCCACACCAGAAGAAAGAUAAUUUCAGGUUUCCCAGGGAUGAUCCUGAGCUUCCUCUGCAGUGACUCAGUGUCUCCUCUAAUCUUUACCAGUGAGAAAAUGUCUCCUUCUCAGUCAGACAGACGUGAUGGUCGUCUCUGUCUCGGGCAAAGUACUUGGGCAGCCUUUAUAAACUGUCCUACAUCCCUUACACACCUCAGACUUUACCGGAGCAUCUGCAGGCUGGACUGAAGAUCUGCUCACAGAUUAAUAAUGAUGGUGCAGUUUGCUGUCCUGCUGUUGUGUGUGCUCGGGCUGUCUGCAGGCUUUCCUCUGGCCCCGCCUCCCUCACCUGCUGCUCCAGGAAAUACCCUCCUGAUCCCAGUCACAAUUAUGAGCUCCUACGGGCCACAGGUGGUUCUGAUACCAGUGAAUACGGCCCAGUGGAACAUGCAGAGGAACACCAUCCCAACACCUCCAUCAGCACAAACAUACACACUCACACAGCCCCAGCAUCAGGUAAAGAAUGAGAACGCAGCGCAGGCUGAGAAUGUGAACAGUCCGUUUCUACAGCCAGACACACCGACCGACCCAGCACUGGACACACACACACUCCCUCUCCCACCUGAGGCUGCACUGCCACAGGGACAGGUGUUUCCGAUGUGGAAUUCUAUCCCCAUAGUCCCACUGCAGCCUUCACUGACUGGUCAGACUGUUUUCCCCUCUUUGUUGACCCCUGCUGGAGGAGUCGGUGGACAGACACAGGUGGUGUCAAUAAUUCGACCAGGACUGCUGUCUAACUCAGAAAGCUCAGAGGAGGGAGAUGCAAAUCAGGUGAUCUACCUGCUGCCAGUCAGUGCUGAGAUUCCCAACAUGGGAAUAGCGGAGGGCGGGCAGGGGGGUCUUGACAUCAACGCUGACCCUAAUGCUAACCCUGACCCCAACCUGGGUUACCUUCAGAACCCCACCCCCUCUCCCACACCCCUGGCUGGACUGCAGGAGACCCCCGCCCCCCUCGGCAAAGCACCCCCUGUUGUCAGUGCCACUGAGAGACCGUCUGCCGGAGUGCAGCAGAAUUCAGCACGGGGCAGCGCAGGCAGCAGGGCAGGGGCUGGUGGGGAUGUGCCAGAGGGUACUGCUAACCCCUGCCCUCAGAAGGGCAAGAGAGCUAGCUUACGGGCUAAAGGCCCUUCGCUGUGACUCACACAUGCAAAAGUGUAAUCCUCAGGCAGUAAACAGUGUUGUGUUUAUACUGAAUUAUUAAGUUAUUAUAAAUAAAUAUGUCUAGUGAAGCUGCUGGUGGCUUCAUUUUCACACCGCUGAGAUGAUGAUGAUCUAGCAGACACUGUUCAGAGCUUAAACAUCUGCUCUAGUCUGUAUGUAAUAUUCUAUUUAUACUAAAUAAUGGAAGGUUACAUGUGUUAAAUCUUGCAUGUUUGUAAUAUUAAACUGUGUUUUACAAUAAUAAAGUUUAUGAAUCUGGGUUUA
Messenger RNA from Astyanax mexicanus (Mexican tetra), 1928 nucleotides. RefSeq lists its product as uncharacterized. NCBI's taxonomy places the organism in Eukaryota, Metazoa, Chordata, Actinopteri, Characiformes, Acestrorhamphidae. The coding region runs from base 714 to 1640 and encodes 308 amino acids. The record is from RefSeq and is a predicted model, not a curated record. The transcript has 9 exons.